AUGUUCCAGCACCUGCUCCUCCCACUUGUGAUACUCGCCAUCAGCCCCAUCCCAGGAGCCUUCGAGGACUCAGUACUCAGUCCUGCCCAAGAAGAACUUGAAGAUCUGGACUGCGGUCACCCUGAGCCCUCUGACCGAAUCAUGGGGGGCUCAGAUGCACGGCCGAGAAGCUGGCCGUGGCAGGUAAGCCUGCAUCACGGAGGAGGCCACAUCUGCGGAGGCUCCCUCAUCGCCCCCUCCUGGGUCCUCUCCGCAGCUCACUGUUUCGUGAACAACCGGACCUUGGAGCCCGCGGCCGAGUGGUCUGUACUGCUGGGCGUGCAUUCCCAGGAUGGGACCCUGGACGGCGUGCAAGUCCGCGCAGUGGCGGCCAUCCUGGUGCCAGACAACUACAGCAGUGCGGAACUGGGCGCCGACUUGGCCCUCCUGCGCCUUGCCUCGCCUGCCAGUCUGGGUCCAGCCGUGAGGCCAGUCUGCCUGCCCAGGGCCUCGCACCGCUUUGCUUACGGCACCACCUGCUGGGCCACGGGCUGGGGGGACGUACAAGAAAAAGACCCCUUGCCUCUCCCCUGGGUGCUGCAAGAAGUGGAGCUAAGGCUGUUGGGAGAGGCCGCCUGUCAGUGUCUCUACAGCCGGCCCGGCCCCUUCAACCUCACUUUUCAGCUAUUGCCAGGGAUGUUGUGUGCUGGCUACCCAGAGGGUCGCAGGGACACCUGCCAGGGAGACUCUGGGGGGCCCCUGGUCUGUGAGGAAGGCGGCCGAUGGUUCCAGGCAGGAAUCACCAGCUUCGGCUUUGGCUGUGGACGGAGGAACCGGCCAGGAGUCUUCACUGCUGUGGCUUCCUAUGAGGCUUGGAUUCGAGAACAGGUGAUGGGCUCAGAGUCUGAGCCUGUCUUUCCCAGCCAGUCCCCAGAGCUCCAGUCAGGCCCCUGGCAGCUCAAGGAUGAGAACUGCACCAUCACCCUGCCAGAGUGCGGGAAAGCCCCACAGCCAGGGGCCUGGCCCUGGGAGGCUCAGGUGAUGGUGCCAGGAUCCAAACCCUGCCAUGGGGCGCUGGUGUCUGAAAGCUGGGUCUUGGUACCUGCCAGCUGCUUCCUGGAGUGAUCUCUAUCCCUCGACCCCAGGAGCACAGACCGCCCGCCCCGCGACCUGGACAAUUGGCGCGUGCUAUUGCCCUCGCGCCCUCGCCCGGAACAGGUGGCGCGCCUCGUGCCUCACAAGAACGCCUCCUGGGACGACACCUCUGACCUGGCGCUGCUGCAGCUGCGCGCGCCCGUGAACCUGAGCGUGGGCCCGCGGCCAGUGUGCCUACCUCACCCAGAACAUUAUUUCCUGCCGGGAAGCCGCUGUCGCCUGGCUCGCUGGGGCAGCGGCGGACCUGCGUCUGGCCCCACCGCGCUGCUGGAGGCGGAGCUGUUAAGCGGCUGGUGGUGUCACUGCCUGUACGGCCGCCAGGGGGCGUUGGUUCCACCGCCCGGGCACCCGCCGCACAAGCUCUGCCCCGCCUACCGGGAGGAGGAGGAGGAGGCGGGCCACUGCUGGAACGAAUCAAGUUGGAGCCUUCUGUGCCAGGAGGAGGGGACCUGGUUCCUGGCUGGAAUCAGAGACUUCUCCAGUGGCUGCCUACGUCCCAGAGCCUUCCACCCUCUGCAGACCCACGGCCCAUGGAUCGGCCAUGUGACUCAGGGAGCCUACUUAGAGGACCAGCUGGCCUGGGACUGGGGCUCUGAGGGAGAGGAGACUGAAACACAGAUUUGUCCACCCCGCACAGAGCAUGGUGCCUGUGGCCUGCGGCCAGAGCCCGGUCCGAUGGGGCUCCUGUGGCCCUGGAUGGCAGAGGUACAUGUUGCUGGUGAUCGAGUCUGCACUGGGAUCCUCGUGGCCCCAGGCUGGGUCUUGGCAGCCACUCACUGUGUCCUCAGGCCAGGCUCUACAACAGUACCUUACAUUGAAGUAUACUUGGGCCGGGCAGGGGCCAGCCCCCUCCCACAGGGCCAGCAGGUAUCCCGGUUGGUCAUCAGCAUCCGUCUGCCCCGGCACUUGGGACUUCGCCCCCCACUGGCCCUCCUAGAGAUGAGCUCCCGGAUAGAGCCCUCCCCUUCAGCCUUGUCCAUCUGCCUUCACCCAGGGGGCAUCCCCCUGGGGGCCAGCUGCUGGGUGUUGGGCUGGAAGGAUCCCCAGGACCGAGUCCCCGUGGCUGCUGCUGUUUCCAUCUUGACAUCACGACUCUGUCACUGCCUCUAUCAGGGCAUCCUGACUCCUGGGACUCUCUGUGUCCUGUAUGCAGAGGGGCAAGAAGACCGGUGUGAGGUGGCCUCAGCACCUCUGCUCUUGUGCCAGACUGAAGGAGGCUCCUGGGUCUUCGUGGGCAUUGCUAUUCAAGGAAGCCGGGAGCUGUUUGCCACCACUGGCCCUGAAGAGGCCUGGCUCUCCCAUACAGUGGGAGAGGCCCAUUUCCUGCCCCCCAGUGGCUCCCCCUACUGGCUCCCUGAAGGCAGCAACCUCUGCCCCCUAGACAUGGCUGGGGCCUCAGGCUCCUCUUCUGCUGUUCUGUUCCUGCUGCUACUGACUCCCCUAAUCCAGGGCUGAGGGGCCUGGGUCCCUGGGCCACCUCCCUUUGUCCUUCCCCCAUCCCCUCCAGCCCUCCACUUCCACCCCAGUGGGGCUGGAAUGUGACCUAACUGGUUUUUAUUCCCUUUGCUCCUCCAGAGCUCCCCACCCACCUAGACUGCACUGGCUUCCCAUAACUGCGUCUCAGUGCCCAGCUAUUUUGUGCCCUGGAAUUCUUGGGGGCAGCAGGAUCAGCCAAUAAAGGUGUAAACAGAUACGUGGGCCUUGUGGCAUUGCUGAGGGCAGGCUGGGGGUACUAGAGGGAAGCCCAAGGGAUAAGGCCCCUCCCUCCUGGGCCACUGUGAGUCAGGCGUUGGGCUCCCAGGAAAUGUG
Molecule: messenger RNA, 2943 nt
Organism: Pteropus alecto (black flying fox)
Lineage: Eukaryota; Metazoa; Chordata; Mammalia; Chiroptera; Pteropodidae
Gene: PRSS36
Product: serine protease 36
Exons: 15
Biological process (GO): proteolysis
Molecular function (GO): serine-type endopeptidase activity
Source: RefSeq, a predicted model, not a curated record